Aspergillus sclerotioniger CBS 115572 is the source of this 3034-nucleotide messenger RNA. RefSeq names its product putative peroxisomal ABC transporter (PXA1) (gene pxa1). Gene Ontology annotation, cellular component: peroxisomal membrane. Bases 452 to 2905 code for a protein of 817 amino acids. NCBI's taxonomy places the organism in Eukaryota, Fungi, Ascomycota, Eurotiomycetes, Eurotiales, Aspergillaceae. Gene Ontology annotation, biological process: long-chain fatty acid import into peroxisome; very long-chain fatty acid catabolic process; fatty acid beta-oxidation. The record is from RefSeq and is a predicted model, not a curated record. Gene Ontology annotation, molecular function: ATP hydrolysis activity; long-chain fatty acid transmembrane transporter activity; ABC-type transporter activity. The transcript has a single exon.
CUCAGUUUGAAAAAGUAGCCGAUGGCAUAUUUUCGAUUGCUCCAUCCUUGGAGCGGAUCUCAGAUCUCGACGUAAUGACCGUCUGGGGACUCCGCACGUGAGAUGCGCCUCCGCCCCCUCCGCAAUGUUGGCCCGAGGUCUUCACAUGCGUCAACUCACAAUCGCUCCAGUAUCAACGUUGCCAGCUUCACCCAUAAUGUGACCUACCGACUGAGCUGUCUGCUAACAAUCAAUAAACAACUCUCUCUAUUGCUUUUACGUCUCCCUCCUCACGUUCUCCCCGACUUCAAAUCACAGCCCAAAAAGGAUACAGAUCGCGUCAUCCCUGCGGACGCUUCUCCUCAUGGCCUUCGACAACCUGGCUUGAGGAUGUAAGCUACCGUGAGGGUACUGUGCAAUACGGAGAAUACGAAUCUCACUGAGAGCGGUAGAGUGGUAUAGAUGAGGCACGAUGGCUGUGCAAUCAACGCUUCGACACCGAGAGGAUCCUCUCGUUACGCUUUUCAACUACUAUGCCGGCCUCCUUCGUUCCCGGAUAAAGCGUUCAUCCAAAACAACCCAAAUCAUCGCCACCCUUGCACUUAUCCUAUCGAUCUUGGGCUCCGGAUAUGGAGGCUAUAAAUGGUUUAGGGAGAGGGCCAAAGAACGUGCGCGAGGAAGCCGAUUGUUGCGUCGGAAUUCCGGGAUUCGAGGAAAAGAUGGAACUCGCACCAUAUACGUGCCUUAUAAGGAUUCUAUGACCUCCAAGGUUAAAAUCUAUCCCACCAAACAAACAACUUUUGAUGCGCACCGACGUUUAUUCUUGAACCCGCCUGCCGCCGCCCGUGUAGGUGAUGGAGAGUCGGUCAAUCAGAUCCCGCCGCCAACCACAAAGCCAGGCUUGAACCUGGCAUUCCUUCACCAGUUCCUCAGCCUCGGAAGUAUCAUGGUUCCGAGAUGGGGCAGUAAAGAGACUGGGUUACUGAUGGGUCAUGGUGUUUUCUUGCUAUUGCGGACAUAUCUAUCUCUAUUGAUCGCACGCCUCGAUGGCGAGAUUGUGAGGGAUCUCGUCACUGGUAAAGGGCGCGCUUUCACUUGGGGCAUUAUCAAGUGGUGUGGUAUCGGUACACUUGCUUCCUACACCAACGCCAUGAUCAAAUUUCUCCAAUCGAAGGUGUCUAUUGCUUUUCGGACCCGUCUCACGAGGUAUAUCCAUGAUCUCUACCUCACAGGCGAUAACAACUACUACAAGUUGAUGAAUCUGGAUGGCAGUGUCGGCCAAGGACCGGACCAGUUCAUCACCCAGGACCUUACUCUCUUCUGUUCUGCGGCUGCCGCCCUCUAUUCGUCCAUGGGGAAACCUUUGGUGGACUUGUUCGUUUUCAAUUUUCAACUGUACCGUUCGCUUGGACCUUUGGCGCUUACAGGUAUCCUCACGGGCUACUUCAGUACAGCAGCAGUCCUGAGAAAGCUCUCACCACCCUUCGGGAAGCUAAAGGCCGUUGAGGGCAAGAAGGAGGGCGACUUUCGAAGCCUACAUUCCCGAUUACUUGCCAAUGCUGAAGAAAUAUCCUUCUAUGGCGGUGCAGACAUCGAACGGGUUUUCCUAACGAGAAGCUUCAAGGACCUUCAACGCUGGAUGGAGGGUAUUUACAGUCUCAAGAUCCGCUAUAACAUGCUCGAAGAUGUUAUUCUGAAGUAUGCUUGGUCUGCGUUUGGCUACCUCAUCACAUCUCUGCCAAUAUUUCUUCCUGCCUGGGGUGGCUUGGGUGGUGGUAUGGAGCUGGUAGAUGUGCCCGAGGGAACUGGUCGGGAACGAGACCGCAUGAAGGAGUUCAUCACGAACAAGCGCCUGAUGCUGUCCUUGGCCGAUGCCGGUGGCCGGAUGAUGUAUAGCAUCAAGGACAUCUCGGAGCUGGCUGGUUAUACGUCUCGAGUCUACAGCCUGAUAUCCACGCUCCACAGAGUCCAUGCGAAUGCAUACUACCCCCCACGCAACUCCCAUGCCGAAGUGCAUUCUCUUGCAGAUGUACAAGGAACGAUCCACAACGGUUUUGACGGCGUGCGUCUGGAACAAGUCCCCAUUGUCGCGCCUUCACUCUACCCUCGUGGUGGCGAUGAGCUUCUCGAAUCGCUGUCAUUUGUCGUGCACUCCGGUGACCACCUUCUGAUAUCCGGACCGAAUGGGGUGGGCAAGUCUGCUAUUGCUCGGGUUGUUUCCGGGUUGUGGCCAGUGUACCGCGGCUUGGUCAGUCGACCAAGAGGGUUUGGGCUCGACGGCAUCAUGUUCCUCCCCCAACGGCCCUAUCUUAGCGUGGGUACUCUGCGUGAUCAAGUCAUUUACCCUCACACAGCAAUCGACAUGCACGAGGCCGGUAUAACCGACGCUGCUCUGCAGGAGGUUUUGGAUGACGCUCAUUUGGGCUACCUGCCCGGGCGCGAGGGCGGAUGGGACUCUCGCAAGGAGUGGAAAGAUGUACUGAGUGGAGGAGAGAAACAGCGCAUGGCACUGGCACGCAUUUAUUACCACGAGCCUCGCUAUGCCUUUCUCGAUGAGGGAACCUCUGCGGUCUCUUCCGACGUCGAGGGCUUGCUGUACCAGCGGGCAAAAGAGCGGGGAAUAACCUUGAUCACGAUUUCCACGCGCGCAUCCCUGAAGAAGUACCACACUUACAACCUUAGCAUUAGCAUUGGAGAUGAAGGUGAGCAAUGGGAGUUUGAGAGGAUUGGCACCGCGAAGGAGAAGCUGGGGGUAGAGAAGGAGCUGCAGGAGAUUCGCAAGCGGCUUGACAAGGUCGAAGAGUGGAAGCGACGCCGGGAAGAGAUUGAGGACGAGCUGCGCAAGGUCUGGAUUGAAGAGGGGGAGCUUGCUCCACCGCCAUAUGAGGCCAAAUCUGAAGCAGCUGGGGUACAGGCAGUUGAGUGAUGAUGGUCAGCGGCAGUGGCUGAUGUUCGUGGCCAUCUGUUGACGGGUUUCAAUUCCCAACAACGUCUUUCUGGAGAUAAACUUUACCUGUGCUUCUUUAAGGAUAGCAAUACAUUCUUUGCCAUUGUC